AUGCUACCAAAGGUGGCGACGUUUCGACCCUAUUCGGGUCUUCAUCAGGCCCAGAGACACAAGGUGGCGACGUUUCGACCCUAUUCGGGUCUUCAUCAGGCCCAGAGACACAAGGUGGCGACGUUUCGACCCUAUUCGGGUCUUCAUCAGGCCCAGAGACACAAGGUGGCGACGUUUCGACCCUAUUCGGGUCUUCAUCAGGCCCAGAGACACAAGGUGGCGACGUUUCGACCCUAUUCGGGUCUUCAUCAGGCCCAGAGACACAAGGUGGCGACGUUUCGACCCUAUUCGGGUCUUCAUCAGGCCCAGAGACACAAGGUGGCGACGUUUCGACCCUAUUCGGGUCUUCAUCAGGCCCAGAGACACAAGGUGGCGACGUUUCGACCCUAUUCGGGUCUUCAUCAGGCCCAGAGACACAAGGUGGCGACGUUUCGACCCUAUUCGGGUCUUCAUCAGGCCCAGAGACACAAGUUAUUAAUCCUUAUUUCCUUAAAGCCAUUUCCUUCCAUCCUUCCAUCAACUCAUCCUAUACCUGUCACCAUAGGUCCUCAGUGGGCAUAUUUUGGCUCUUUUGGCCUCUUCCACUGGCAUAAAUUUGGGUUGUCCAGGCAGGGUUUGGGGGACUGGGGUUUAGGUUAGAAUGGGUUAGGGGUUAGGAUUAAUUUGCCUCAAAUCGGGCUAGGGGGUUGGGAUUAGGGCCAUGUUUAGGGUUGGUUGAGGUUAGGGGCAAGCGGCAGGGCUGGGGCCUAGGAUAAUUGGGACUCCAAAUUGGGAUUAGGCUAGGGCAUAGUGGGAUGGGAUAGGCUAGACUUUGCAGUGGGGGGGAGGGAGGAGAGCCAGCCGACAGGGGCACUGGCUGGUUAGGUGAGGGGAAAAAAUACCGGGGUCCACCAAAGUGGCCCGGAAAAUGCACGGUCCAACUGCUGUGGACUGACCCACCCCCCUGUCCCCAUUAGCUUUAAGUUAUCUUAGUUUUAUUAUAGUUAGUUUCAUUAAUUUUUAGUGUAUUU
Molecule: messenger RNA, 1010 nt
Organism: Acanthopagrus latus (yellowfin seabream)
Lineage: Eukaryota; Metazoa; Chordata; Actinopteri; Spariformes; Sparidae
Exons: 11
Coding region: 1-639 (212 amino acids)
Source: RefSeq, a predicted model, not a curated record